Molecule: messenger RNA, 1283 nt
Organism: Exserohilum turcica Et28A
Lineage: Eukaryota; Fungi; Ascomycota; Dothideomycetes; Pleosporales; Pleosporaceae
Exons: 2
Coding region: 1-1008 (335 amino acids)
Source: RefSeq, a predicted model, not a curated record
AUGCUGUUCAAAGCCGCCCUGGUUGGCACCCUACUUGCUGCUGGCCAUGCAACUGCUUUGAAAGGACGUCACGUCAACGCCCUUCUCCAGCCGGGCCAGGACGUCGAGGAGGUCCUGCGACGCGACGCCGAACUCAUGGCCACUCUGACGCAACGACAAGACGCAAACUCUGCCGAUACGGCACCGCUAGCAUCACUGACACCGGCGAGUGGUGACGCGACAAACGCAGAUCAAGCAAAAUGGGAGGAGCAGACAAGCAAGGCGUGCAAAGCCGCGCUGGGCAAUCUCAACGGCCAGGCCUCAAAUCCCAGUGGGAUCGCCGUGUGCUAUAAUCUUCCUUUUCUUGACAAGACAACUGGUGUCUUCCAGGCCGAGCUUCGAAUGUAUAAUAUCUCAGCUCCCAUUGCCCCAUGGGUUGGCGUCACUGCCGCCGAUGUCAGCAUGACACUAUCCUACCUUGGUGCAACUGUGCAGGCCAUGCAAGGAAACUUUUCAAAGCGAGCUGUUGGCUCCAUAGUCGCCGAGAGCCAGAUUGUCGAGAGGCAGCAGAAGACCAUGAUGACAGAACUCAAGGUUCUCAUGUAUGUGGGCAGGAUCAACUCCAACCUUAUAGGCUCCGCCAUGACUGAGGCAUCUCUCCAGCCUCUUCUGGUCCCGCAAAUCGACCUCGCUGCCAAGAACCCUCGAGAUGGCAAGGAGGUCGAGACGACGCUGUCAUCUCAGGAAGCCUCUUUCGUCAACGGCAUCUUCUCCAGGGCUGGCACCGCCCCUACCAAUGCCGAUCCCCAAGCCGCCGCCUCCGCCUCCGCUGCCGUCAUCUCUGCCCAGCCAUUUGUGGUUCCGGGACAAACCUUUGGCGUCUUCCCCACCGGUCUCAUCAUCACUUCGAUAUGGGCCUUCUUCUUCUGCGUCGCCGUCGGCUUCGGUACUUAUGGCCGAAUCCAAUACCGCGACCAAUACAGGAGGCGCGUAAGAGCCGAGAUGGCUCGUGGUGUCCGUACAAUCUAAUCUACCACGCCAUAGUCCUUGAUCCGUCCGCCAUCCUCCUCCCCACCUAAAUUGCUUUCUGUCUUGUUUUUUUUUUACAUCUAUCCUCGCUUUAUCUCCCCGUGCUAGAAUCGCCAGGUUUCCACGCUACCACGAAGACUUACAUUCGCUUGUAUACCCAGUCGUAUCAAUUUCUUCUCUUCUCAUUUCUCUUUUUCUAUGACCCUAUUGUAUAUAAUUCUGGUAAAAAAGAGGCGGUAUUUGGUUGUUGCGCAGAGAGCGAGAAAGCGGGGGGG